AUGCAGUCCAUGGAAGGCAGCAAUCAGACGCUGGUGGUGACUGAAUUCAUCUUCUUGGGUUUCUCUGGGGUCCACAAGGGUCAGUCCUUCCUCUUCUUGCUCUUCCUGGCCAUCUACCUCUUCACCCUGGUGGGAAAUGGGGUGAUCUUCACCCUGAUCCAGCUAGAUUCCCGCCUCCACAGCCCCAUGUACUUUUUCCUCAGCCAUUUAGCAUUCAUAGAUAUCUGCUACUCGUCUGUCACCAUCCCCAAGAUCCUGGUGAACUUCUUGCACCAGAGACACACCAUUUCCUACAACCAGUGCAUGGCCCAGAUGUUCUUCCUGAUGAUAUUUUCUGCAACUGAGUGUGCCCUGCUGGCUGUCAUGGCCUAUGACCGCUAUGCCGCCAUUUGUCAACCCUUGCGCUAUGCUCACCUGAUGAGCAGAAGAGUGUGUGUCCCUCUGGCUACCGCUUCUUGGACCUGUGGCCUCCUGGCCUCCACCAUUCACACCGUGCUCUCCACCAACCUGGCCUUCUGUGGGGCCAACCAGAUCCACCACAUCUUCUGCGAUGCCCCUCCUCUUCUGCAAAUCGCCUGCAGUGACACCUACGUCAACGAGAUGGCCCUUCAUGUAGCAAGUGUGUUUGUCAGCCUGGGGACUUUCCUCCUGGUGGUCAUCUCCUAUAUCUUCAUUCUGUCGGCCAUCCUUCAGAUCCGCUCCAACACUGGCAGGCGAAAAGCCUUCUCCACUUGCGCAGCCCACAUAGUUGUGGUCAUCAUCUAUUUUGGGAUGGCCAACGUGAACUACAACCGCCCAAGCGCAGGCUACUCCUUGGAAGUGGACACCCUGAUCUCCACUCUCUAUUGUAUCAUCAUCCCCAUGUUGAAUCCUGUCAUCUACAGCCUCCGCAACAAGGAGGUGAAGGAAGCCCUGAGGAAGGUUCUGGGGGGCUUGAAGAAGGGCUCUGAUCUCCCUCACUAA
Molecule: messenger RNA, 963 nt
Organism: Podarcis muralis (Common wall lizard)
Lineage: Eukaryota; Metazoa; Chordata; Lepidosauria; Squamata; Lacertidae
Source: RefSeq, a predicted model, not a curated record